This is a messenger RNA of Arabidopsis thaliana (thale cress), 1047 nucleotides long. RefSeq names its product Mannose-binding lectin superfamily protein. NCBI's taxonomy places the organism in Eukaryota, Viridiplantae, Streptophyta, Magnoliopsida, Brassicales, Brassicaceae. The coding region runs from base 200 to 874 and encodes 224 amino acids. The record is from RefSeq and is marked reviewed. Gene Ontology annotation, molecular function: carbohydrate binding. The transcript has 2 exons.
AUACAUUAUUUAGUUUUAUAUAUUUGAUCUUUUGGAUUAAAUAAAUUUACUGUUUUCGAAGUUAUUUACAUUUUGAUUAAGGAAGUUUUCUUAGAGAAAUUAUGUAGCUUUUCUUCGUCUAUAUAAGUAUGGAUCCUCAUCACAAGAACAAAUUAUUUUAUCAAGAAAAGAGUUUUAAUAUUUUCAACUGCUAUUUUCAAUGAAAUCUCGUAAUAGGGAGAUGUUCAAAGUCGGACCAAUUGGGUCAAAGCAAUAUUAUGAUAAGAGUUGGGAAGAGAAGGGACGCAACAUGAUAUCUAGUAUAUAUGUUGCUUUCAACAAAGAUUCCAUAAAAUGUAUUCAGUUUAGCUAUUUUCAUAACGGAGUUCAUGUCGUGUCUGAAAAGCACGGUUCGUCCAAAGGUCAAUCCUACGAAAUCGUGAGACUGAAUGACGAUGAGUAUGUGACUGGGUUGAGUGGAAUAUUUUGGGAGAGAAAGGUCACGUCUUUGACAUUUCACACUAAUCAGGGGAAACACGGGCCGUUUUGUAAUGGAACUGGAUAUUCAUCAAGUUAUAUGGCAGAUUAUAAGAAGGAAAUUGAUGUGAAGAUACGUGAUCGUCGUGAGUUUGGUGGUUUCUUUGGGUCUUUUGAUGACGAAUUUGACGGUCUGACAUCCAUUGGCAUUUAUGUUUAUCCCACGUACGAUAACAAGCCCACUCUCAAUCAAGCAUGGGAUCCUCUAUAUGCAUUCGCCCAUAAUCAAAUCCCGACGAUCGCGGAUGGUAUUCCUGUUAUGCACAUCCGUUAUAAGCCCAAACUCAAAGACCGGAUAUUUUCCAAGUUGGAUUUCAAAAGAGCUAUGUUGUGCCUGAUAAAAGUUUUCUUGGAUUAAGAUUAAAUGCUAGUCUUGAACGAUAUCUAGCUCUUGUCCUUUGACAUAGCUUUUUUGUUCUUUAAAUUAAAUUAAAGCCGCAUCGAUGGAGGAAUGACACAUUUUUUUUGUCUUAUUUUAGUUACAACUCUUAAUAAUACUCCAUCUUUUCAAUUACGUAAGAUGUUUCAAUU